CAUGCUGUUGCAUCAUAUUAUUGUUAGAACGGCUGUGGGCAGAUAUCUGCUAAAAGAAAUCGUUUCAUUUCAAGAUGUAUUCAGGCUUUGUCAUGUAGCAAGUUAUAUUUAUCUUGUUUAAUUGGAGCAUAGAACAUAGCAUUAACAUUUGUAAAGUAGUAACAGCCAUAAUUCAUGUGGGUCAGGUUAGUUUGCGAUGAAGUUGGAAAACAAAAACGGAAGUCAGUGGGCUAGGCUGAGUUUGCGUGAAUGGGCGGGGCUGACCCUGGUGCAGCUCCACCUUAUGGUGCAGCUCCGCCUUUGUGGUUCUGCAGCGAGCUCGAAUUUGUUAUCCAUAUGUGUUCAUUAGCAUUUGGCGCCAUCGUGCGGCCGAGUGACGGUACUACACACACCUUCCAAUUCGAGGUUUAAGCGCUCGAAGCCCCCAACGCGCAUGCGCAGGUGGAAACGUAAGUUUUUAUCAACAAUUCCUUUUUACGAAAGUCGAGAUUAAAACAGUACCUGUCCAGUUUGCCUUAGAGUUUUUCUGAUAUGUAAUUUAUUAUUAUUUUCAUUUUAUUAAUGUCAAAAUCCAGUUUCCUGCAAGGGGCUGCUGACUGCUCUCCUAGCAACCGGGAAACAAAAAGCUUUUUUCUGUUUUUAGAUCCAGCUUUGGAUGGGAAGUAACUAAAGCUAGCAAGGCAUUUCUGCGGAUACCAUGACGGUUCAACAAAGAAAGACAGAAAAUUUUAUAGAAGUGGGGCAUGCAAAGAGUAUUCAGAUGUCACCUGGGAAUCCUGAAACCUGUGCUGUGGAGAAUUUAGCAAACACACUGCAGUCCAGAAUAGCUGAACAGUCAAGUUUGAUCUGCAUGCUGAAGGACCGAGCAGAUAAAACGCUUCUACAAUAUCAAGCCCAGCUGAAGAUCAACGCAAACCUCGAAAAACACGCAGCCAACUACCAAGAAAAACUAGACAGAGAGCAAAAGAAAAGAUCAUCAGAUUUGGUUUCCAGCAAUAAAGCAAUGAUUUCUUUAAUAGAGGAGCACAAAAACCAGAAUGUCCAAUUAAAGGUGGAAUAUGAACGGCUGCAGUUAGAAACUGAUUCUCAGUUUUCUCAAAAACUGCAGGAGAAAGAAUCAUUAGUUCAAAAACGUACAGAAGACAUCGAGCUGCUGAAAGAGAAACUUACAAAGAGCGAAAACGAAUACAGGGGGAAAUUAGCUGAAUCUGAGUCUAAACUCAAAGAAAAAGUUGCUCAGCAUCAAGCCAAGGAAGCAUCACUACUCAUCAAGUUCAGCGAAGCUCAACAACAACAAAGAGAAGCUGUGGAAACUUGUGAAGAUUUGAAGCUGAAACUUGAAAAGACUAAAGAGCAACGUGCCUUGGAGGAAAUCGGCAUGAGAGAAAGAAUAAAAAACCUCAUAGAAGAAAAUGAGAGAUAAUUGAAGAUUUCAACGGAGAGGGGAGAAUUGCUACAGGACAAACAUGAGGAGAUCCACGAGCUGGAGACAAAGUGGGAACAGGAGAAGGAUGCUCGCAGCAAAGCCAAGGACAGGUUUGAGCUGGAGGCCGAAGCAGUAAUUGCAGAUGUGAGAGUGAAAUCUCUCCAGGCUGCUCUCAACGAAUCCCUUAGUCAGAUUAAAAACAUAACAGCGGAGUUCGGUGCUUUCAGAGAACAUAGUGCUUAUCUCAUUAAACGAGAGAAGGACUUAAAUAAAAUAUACUUCAAAAUGAAAAAGUAAACUUAAGUGUUAUAAAUGCUUUUCUUUCUAUUAUUAAACUCUCAUAAACAUCAAUAAAAUCUGAAAAAGGCUUUGUUUGUUAAUGUUUUUAUUUUAUCUUUAAUUUUCUGCGGAAAUGGAACCGCAACACACAAAUAUGGUGUGACAUACUGCACAAAUGACCUUCAGCUUCUCAUGUGCACACUCUUCUGCUGGGUUCUAAUCCUUUAGAGCAGGGGCGUCAAACAUGCGGCCCGUGGGCCGGAUCCGGCCUGCAAGCGGGUUAAAUCCGGCCCACGGGAUGGUUGUGUAAACUUUAUUUUCAUACUUUACAAUGUAGAGUGAAAAUAAACAUAUCUUUGUGAGCAAGUUUUCUGUGUAACGAGUAUAAAUAAAACAAAGCUGCGCUAAAGGCUCACACAAGAACUUGAAUCCGAUCCUGAAGUUGGCCGCCACUCAGGAUGUGACUUCUGAUACUGAUGUGCUGGUGAAAGCUAAAAGAUGUUAAGUAAAAUGAGUCAAAUAUACUUUACGUGCUGCACGAAACUGAUCUUGCCAUGUGAUCUGUAAGCUCUUUGAAUCACUAAGGAUUUUUUUUAUUAUGUAUUGAUUUUUUAUUUUUUUCAAAUUUUCAAGUACACUUCAGGUGUUGUACUUGUACUACACUGUCCUCAGGCUCCAGCUUUGUUUCAUAUUGAGUGUAUUAAAACAAAGAACACAAUCUGAAGUUUUUUUGUUUUUUUUUACCGGUCCGGCCCACUUGGGACUAGAUUUC
This is a messenger RNA of Nothobranchius furzeri (turquoise killifish), 2477 nucleotides long. RefSeq names its product coiled-coil domain-containing protein 89. Lineage: Eukaryota; Metazoa; Chordata; Actinopteri; Cyprinodontiformes; Nothobranchiidae. The record is from RefSeq and is a predicted model, not a curated record.